ACAAGUAACGAGACAAUGCGAUAAGUACGAGUAUAAACUAAUUAUUUUCCAAGCGGUGUCAAAUGUUUAGAAAAUCAUUUUUAUGUGUAAUGUGUGAAACUGAUUCAAUGAAAUGGACGUGGAAUUCCUGAGGUAUCAGUAUGAAAAUCGACAUGAUGGGGUCAUCACUAAAACUAGAUUCAAAAUUGGCAUUCGUCAUCUCCAAGUUAUAUACAUGGCCGCCUGUUCGGCCGCAAUGGGCGCUGUGCGCGGGAGCAUAGGAAUAGCCGUGAUGGCUGUCAAUGAUGUCUCACGGAGAAACGAUACUAACAUACAGAUUCACAACUGGGACUACAGGAUGCACGGUACUGUUCUGUCAUCAUUCUUCUUUGGGUACGCCGCCCUCUUGGUGCCAGCAGACUUGAUACUGGAGAAAAUUAAUGGCAAAGCGAUAACGACCACGAUACUCGCCGUUAACGGCGCCCUGUGUUUGACGAUGCCAAAUAUUGUGAACAGGGGUGGCUGGAUCGCCACUUGCAAUGCUUUGUUCAUGAUGGGAAUGACACAAGCAUGCUUGAAUACAGCCAACCAAAGUCUUUUGAAGAACUGGAUGCCGCCAAAUGAAAGCUAUUUAUGCAGUAGCUUUGUUUACGGAGGUCUUCAAGUCGGAGUUAUAAUAUCCAUUUACGUCGCCGGCAUACUUUCUGAAGCAAGACUUGGAUGGGAAUUAAUAUUCUACUCCUUGGCAAUGACAACUCUCUCUAUGGCAGUGAUCUGUGCUGCGCUAACAGCUAGUUCACCUACAGACCAUCCAGCGGUUGGAGAUGAGGAGAAAGAGUAUAUACGAGAGGCACAGAGCUUAUACAGAAAGAGACCAAUAACUGUACCUUGGCGUACAGUGCUGAGGACGCGUCAGUUCUGGGGUGUGACGUGUGCGCAUGCUGCGAGCAGUGCCAUCUUUGUAUUCUACCUGGUAGAUGUACCAGUAUACUUAACCAGCUUAAAUAUAUCAAUAAAUGAUAGUGCGUUCUACGUUCUUCUAGCAGUUAUUGCAAUGUGGAUUUUGCACGCGAUGACCUCACCCACCAUCGACUGGCUGACCAACUUCGCUAACGUCAGCAAUCUCUUCAAUGCAACACACCUAAGGAAAUUGAUCAACGCUAUAGGUGCGUUUGUGGCGGUGAGCGGACUAACGGUUCUACCCAAUUUAAUUGGCGCACGAACUGAUGUGGCGGUUAUAGUAUUAACUGCAACAUUGGCAUCGGUCGGUUUCCAAUACUCGGGGUUUCUAAAAAGCCUUCAAGAUAUGUCGGAAAAUUUCCCUGGGUCGUUAUUGCUUAUGACCAGUUCGAUUGCUGGUCUGGUUGGUGCUCUAACGCCAAUAGCAGUUGGGUUUAUAUUAACAGAUGACGUGAAUUCGCUAACGCGAUGGAGAAUUGUCUUCAUACUCCUUGCUUCCAUAUAUGCAUUGGGUAAUAUUGCGUACACCAUCCUUGGAAGCGGGGAAAGACAAGUCUGGGACGAGAUCAGGACCAAGAGAAAAUGUGGCUAUCACAACAUGUCAAAUCAACUGGAGUUAGAAGAACUAAACAGAAUGACAGAAACACAAGAGAAUAAUGAUAAAUCAUGAUCGUAUUC
Diatraea saccharalis (sugarcane borer) is the source of this 1617-nucleotide messenger RNA. NCBI's taxonomy places the organism in Eukaryota, Metazoa, Arthropoda, Insecta, Lepidoptera, Crambidae. The record is from the annotation of a GenBank genome assembly.